Messenger RNA from Mucor velutinosus, 384 nucleotides. RefSeq lists its product as uncharacterized. The record is from RefSeq and is a predicted model, not a curated record. Bases 1 to 384 code for a protein of 127 amino acids. NCBI's taxonomy places the organism in Eukaryota, Fungi, Mucoromycota, Mucoromycetes, Mucorales, Mucoraceae. The transcript is spliced from 5 exons. Gene Ontology annotation, cellular component: mitochondrion; cytosol. Gene Ontology annotation, molecular function: deaminase activity.
AUGUCUUUGGCCCGUGUUCACACUGAUUCUGCUCCUGCCGCUGUUGGCCCUUAUGCUCAAGCUAUCAAGGCUAACGGUUUCGUCUACACCUCUGGUCAAGUUGCUUUGAACCCUGCCACUGGUAAGGUCGUCGAGGGUGAUGUUAAGGAACAAACCAAGCAAGUUUUCCUCAACUUGACUGAGGUUCUCAAGGCUGCUGGUUCUAGCCUUGAAAAGGUUGUCAAGACCACUGUUUUCCUCAAAGAUAUGAAUGAUUUCGCUGCCAUGAACGAGGUCUAUGCUUCUUUCUUCCCCUCUCAUCAACCUGCUCGUUCUGCUGUCCAAGUUGCUCGUCUUCCUUUGGAUGUUGCUGUCGAAAUUGAAUGUGUCGCUUUGACUGAUUGA